GCAGUCCCGCAGCUGACAAACUGAGCUGAGGUAGUGGUGCUUUGGUUUUUGUCAGUACCUCACUUACCAGCGCUCAUAACUGCAGACAAACUUGCAAUAAGUUUUCAAUCAAUGCCAACACACAGUGAUAUGCACUGUAUGUAUGCAUUGUAUGCAUGUAUGCUCUCAACUCUGGAUAGUGAAUCCAAGUGCCACACAAUCAUCUCGUUUAAGGCAUUUAUCAUACAAUUAACACAACUUUUUUCACUGCAAUUGCAAAGUGUGUUCAAACAAAAAAGUUUUGCCAACUUUUUCCUAUUGAAGUGAUUGAUGUGACAAUCAUUUUGUAUACUGUUUUUAUACACAUUAUGUAUUCACGUUAUGAACGGAUGCUUCACUCUAUUUCUUACUUGCAUUCAAUUGCUUACUGUAAUCCAUGCCUUACGGGACCAGGAGGUGCCCUAUAUUGCCAAAAUGGACCUAAAAACACAACCUGUACUACACCUACAGCAUCAACCGAUCAGAUAUCAUCCCCAUCGACACCGUCAUCAUAAUCAUCAUCAUAACCGUCAUAGGCAUCAAUCAUUACUGACUAAUCAAAACUUUGUAAAUAAUUUAACUAUCACUUCAAGCAAUAUUCAUAAUAAUCAUAAUAAGCAUCUUAAUAGUCAUCAACUAAUAAAACAUGAAUCAUUAAAUCCAAUCAAUGAUAGGAUUUCCACUUCACGACAGUUUGUUUUAUAUAGUCGUUGCAGUCAAGACUAUGUCAGUGUUUUACAUCAAUCUAUUAAUGCAAAAGCAAUGGCCAGAUAUACCAAAUCACAUCCAAACACAACAACCUCAUCACAUGUCAUACCACGGACAGCCCUAUUAUCAUUUGAAACGGAACGUUACGACAACAAUAUAGCAGUUCGUAUUAAGUCAGUGCCGGGUGGUGUCUACCUGUGCUUCAAUAAUAGGGGGAGACUCACAACAAAGUACUCAUCCGAUAAAGAUAUUGAAUGUCAUUUUACUGAAGAAGUGACAGAAAAAGGAUAUUUAAUGUUACGAUCGGUAUAUAACAGGGACUGGUAUAUUGGGUUCAAUAAAAACGGACUCUCAAUGAAAGGCCAAAUAACGACGUCUUCAAAACAAAGUCAACACUUGAAGCGAAAAAAAUAUGCCAUUAAACUAACUUAA
Molecule: messenger RNA, 1158 nt
Organism: Oppia nitens
Lineage: Eukaryota; Metazoa; Arthropoda; Arachnida; Sarcoptiformes; Oppiidae
Product: fibroblast growth factor 8-like
Exons: 4
Coding region: 361-1158 (265 amino acids)
Biological process (GO): animal organ morphogenesis; cell differentiation; positive regulation of cell population proliferation
Cellular component (GO): cytoplasm
Molecular function (GO): type 2 fibroblast growth factor receptor binding; type 1 fibroblast growth factor receptor binding; growth factor activity
Source: RefSeq, a predicted model, not a curated record